AUGCAGUUAGACACUGGAUGUGCUCUAUCUCUGGCACCAAUAAAUUUCUUCAAAGAGAUUUGUCCUGAUGUUGAAAUGAAGCCAACCAAUGUGGUGCUGUCUACCUAUACAGGUAAAACUUUACGUCCUUUAGGGGAGGCCUUUGUGGAUGUAGAGAAUUUAGGAUUACAACACUCCCUGCCAUUGCUAGUGGUACAAGCGGUAUCUUUACUUUGUUUGGACAGAACUGGCUCAUGGACAUAAAAAUUGAUUGGAAAACUUGCCAGGGUUGAAUCAUACUGGCACCAUACUUUCUACAACACCCUUUGCUUCUGCACCUCAAGGA
This is a messenger RNA of Pocillopora meandrina, 325 nucleotides long. Lineage: Eukaryota; Metazoa; Cnidaria; Anthozoa; Scleractinia; Pocilloporidae. The record is from the annotation of a GenBank genome assembly.